CCUCAGUUGCUUGCCAAUGGACAAGUUGCUCCUCCCUCAGCUUACCAAUCUUAAUAUCCGUCAUUGCCAGAAACUGAACCUUACUCCGGAGAUUGUCAUAGAGGACACCAGCACAUCGAUUGAGAGACUGCAAAUCGAUGGCUGCCCAUGUCUGAAUUUGAGAACAAUGCUCGGUUCAGUCUACAGUUUUGCAAGUCUCCGGUCUUUGCAUAUUAGCGAUUGUGAUUAUCAUCUGGAUCAAUUGCCCACUCCCAGUUUGGAAUUUCUUCACUUGUGCAGAUGCAAAAAUAUUAGUUACUUGCCCAGUGGGUUGGGAAGACUAAGAUCUCUGGUGUUGUCUUCUUGUUCAAGUCCUUUGUUAUUUCCACAAGGAGAUUUUCCUCCCACUCUGAAGUUUCUUGACAUGGAGGCAGGAGAAAACUUACAGCUGAAGCCCCUGUCAGAAUGGGGACUCAACAGACUCACGUCUCUUGAAAAUUUCGGCAUCUAUGGUGGAUAUCCAGAGCUGGAGUCAUUUUCUGGUAGUGGUGAUGAUGGAUUGGCUUUGCUUCCUCCAACUCUUAGGUACGUGUGGAUUGGUGACUUGCCAAAUCUGAAAUUGCUCUCCGCGUUCUUGCGAGGUCUUACAGCUCUUCGAUAUCUGCGCAUCUUUGAGUGCCCCAAGCUUGGAUCCCUACCAAAGGAAUCGCUGCGUAAUCCGCUUCGAACUCUCCAAAUUGAUAAAUGCCCACUUCUUGAGAAAAGGUGUUUGAUGGAUAGAGGAGACUACUGGCCCAUGAUUGAAGACAUUCCCUGUGUGGAAAUACGCAGUGAUGGCAUCAGGCAAAAUAUUUGUUGGCACGUAGGCUCAACUCGCUUGGCAAGCCUAUGCGCCUAGACUGCAGAUUGUAGAGGAAACUAAUCAUGGGAUCUCAUUCUACCCAUCCUUUUUUUUUUUUUUUUUGAUAAGCUCAUUCUGCCCGUCUUGUUCUUGUGUUUUACUAAGUCCCUACAGUUCCUGCCUUGAUGAUAGUGUAAGUCCCUUUGUUGGGUCUUAUUCAGAAUUGUAGAGAUUGUAGAAUAUAAUAUGUAGAUAACUACUUGUUCAAUUUCAAAGUUCCCGCAGCCUUUGCGGUCACAAUACUAAUUUUCUAAAAACUCUAUUAACUUGGGUAAA
Messenger RNA from Coffea eugenioides, 1156 nucleotides. RefSeq names its product disease resistance protein RPP5-like. Lineage: Eukaryota; Viridiplantae; Streptophyta; Magnoliopsida; Gentianales; Rubiaceae. The transcript has 2 exons. The record is from RefSeq and is a predicted model, not a curated record. The coding region runs from base 17 to 877 and encodes 286 amino acids.